AGGAAUUACCAAGCACAGGGAACUCCUUUUGGGCAGAGACAAGGCACCAUGCUGAAGAAAUUGCUCCAGGGACGUAUGCUUCUCCCAUUGAUCCUUGUGACUGGGAUUGGAGGUGGCUUCCAAUAUGGAUUCAACAUGUCUUCAAUCAAUGCACCUUCAAUGUUUAUUAAGGAAUUCAUUGCUGAGACUUGGGUCGCUCGCUUUGGCACAACAUUGGAUGAAACGGCCAUCACACUCCUCUGGUGUGUCAUCGUCUCAAUCUAUCCAAUUGGAGGACUGAUUGGAGCUCUGAAUGCUGGGCAUCUCUCCAUAAAGUAUGGGAGGAAGAAUGCUCUGCUUUUCAACAACAUUGUAGCCAUCAUAGCUGCUAUAAUAAUGAUGCUCAGUAAGAAGGGGAAGUCCUUUGAGAUGAUCAUGGUGGGGAGGUUCCUCUAUGGCAUUAAUGCAGGUAUUGGCCUCAACGUUCACAGUAUGUAUCUUGGCGAGAGUGCACCAAAGGAAUUGCGAGGCCUUGUAUCUCUGACCCGAGCGAUGUUUGUUGCCUUUGGUAAAUUCAUUGGACAAGUGGUUGGACUCAGGGAGAUUUUGGGCACUGAGGCAGCCUGGCCAUUGCUGCUAGCCUUCAGUGGCCUGCCUGCCCUCAUUCAGCUGGUGCUGCUGCCAUGGUUCCCAGAGAGCCCCAGAUACCUCCUGAUCGACAAGGGCAACAAGGUCCUCUGUGUGGAAGCUCUGCGGAGACUCUGGGGUCAGGGAGACUUCUUUGAGGAGGUCCAGGAUAUGGAGGCUGAGCAGGCUGCUGCAAAGGGAGAGCGAGCAAAGACUGCCAAGGAGCUGUUCCAAGAUCGCUCAGUACGCUGGCAGCUCAUUACCAACAUCAUGCUGACCAUCGCUAUGCAGCUUUGUGGUAUCAAUGCAAUUUACUUCUACUCUUCUGAAGUGUUCCAGGAAGCUGGAAUUCCUGACUGGACGAUACCAUACGUGGUGCUGGGGGCCGGUGCAACACUUCUGCUGACAUCCAUGGUUUCUGGAUUUUUCAUUGAGCGAGAUGGGAGAAAGGCCUUACUUUGGAAAGGAUACAGCCUCAUGACCCUGUGGGCAGCACUCCUGUGUGUUACUCUGCCUCUGCAGCAUCAGUUCACCUGGAUGCCUUACUGCAGCAUAUUCCUCAUCUUUGCGUAUAUCUUCAGCUAUGGAAUUGGUCCUGCGGGAGUGACUGCGAUCAUCCCUUUCGAAAUCUUCACUCAGUCUUAUCGACCUGUAGCCUUUGUGAUAAAUGGCUCGUUCCAGUGGCUGGGCCUUGUCCUUCUGGGAAUGAUCUUCCCAUUUAUUGUGGAGGGACUGGGCCCAUUCUGCUUCCUGAUCUUCCUGGGUGACUGCCUGAUCAUCGCUGUGUUCAUCUUCAUCAUUCUCCCAGAAACAAAAGGAAAAACUAUCCUGGAAAUCAAUGAGGAGUUUCGGAAAAUCAACAGGAAGAGAAUGGGAGGUAGCUCUGUGGCAGUUCGCAGUAAAGCCCCACAGCAGGAUCCAGAGAUCUUUGUCAUUGCUACCAGACUGUAAGGGGUUAAAAAGGAUAAAAGUGGUGACAAAUUGGUCAUCAGGGAGGAGAAGAAGCAGCACUGCCUUCUGCUCUCAGACCUCAGCACCUUUUACAGCCUGCUUUUGCCAUCAGUGAGUGGAUCUCACCGUGGGGUCCCUCUGGAAGCAAAGAAGAGUCAGGUAUAGAGGCUGUGUGCAAUGGAUGUUAUAUAUUUGAAGACUUAACCCAAAACGACCAAUGGCUCUAAGUGGUUUUGCUGACCACUGCUGGAUAAUGUCUGUAUAUCUGUUUCUCUCUGCAACUUACUCUCAAUGGUGUGUCUCGCUACCCUGAAACUGAGGGAACCUACUGUUAAAGUAUUUCACAAUCUCGGGGCUUCUCAAAGUGACAAAGGAGGUUUAAACUUAGUGCAUAUCAUGUAACUAAUAAGGUUGGUGAGUUACAGACACAAAUUGCCACAUAUAUGGCCUGGUGGCAUUCUAACAGAGCUCAAAUGAGGCCCAUGAAUGGGCUCUUAAUAUGCCUGGUUUUCAAGUUUUCAGGAAUAACAGAGAAGGAGAAAGAGAAGGAGCAUAUAGUGGUCAGGAUUAAAGAGGCUGUUACAGUUCUUGAGAAAAGGCAACUGGCCAGUACAUGACUCCAGACCCACAACAACAUGGUUGAAUUUUAACUGGCCCAUUGUAAAAAAACCACCAGAUCCAACAUGCUUCUCUGUGCUGUUCAUACUGGGCAUUGAUUGGGAACAUUGGUCAGCGGACUUCCCAAAAUAUCUGCUUCUCUUACCAUUACAGCAUCAUAGAUACCUUCAGACAUGGACUUUGUACCAUCAUAUAAGACGGAUGAUAGCAUUUCAACAGCUCCUUGAACAUCCCAUCUGUUCUUUAUUUCCAUGGAAUUCAAAGGCACAAAAAAUCUACUCCCAGGGAAUGAAAAUUCAGGGAUCAAAAAUAUUGGAGGUAUAUCUCAAGAAAGAGUCUACAGCAUCCAAACUGGGAUUCACUGAUUUCUGGUUUACUUUUUUUUGAUAGCUAUAUUAUGUGAGGCUGAAGUGUUUAUAAUUCCAUGACACUUGCCCCUCCACCAUUUAUUUCAGAGCUGUUUCUGAGGGGGAGGGAGGAAGGUAGGAGAACAUUGCAUGGAUUUCUGGAAUUAUGUUUUGUGAUAUAUUUGCUGCCUGGGUAAAACUGUGUAUUUGAGCAAAGAAGUGGACUUGAAUCUUAAAUGAACAUACAGAUAUGAGAAGUAGGCCCCUCAGCCUGUCUAGCCUGGUGUGUCAAUUAACAGGAUUAUGGCUAACUUGAUUGUGGCCUCAAAUGUAUAUACCUGCCUCCCUCAUAAAAAAACCUUUCACUCCCUUUUCAGUCAAGAAUCUAUUAAUCUUUGUCAAACAAAGACUGGGUUGACUUCUUCCUCCACUGCUUUCUGGGGAAGAUAGUUCCAAAGACCUAUGGCCCUCUGAGGAAAAUCUCACCUCAUUUCUGUCUUAAAUGAGACAGCCCUUAUUUUUAAACUGAACUCUUCCCCAGUUCCCAAUCAUAUGAUAAGGCUAACUGUUCUUACAUUAAUGGUUGGGAUAUGGCAGACACAAUCAGGGAUUAGGAGCUAUUGACAAGAGCAAGACUCAAUGAAAAUGGAAGAAUGCCAGUCUUUUUGCCAACUCUAAAUAAAAUUGAGAGGCCGUACCAGGUCUCGGUUAUGUUUAUUACAUUGUUCCUCUACAACAUCAGUAUCACUACACAGGCAAGAACCCUUUGUUCCUGUCAUUUCACCUCACCUUACUGAGGAGAUUGAAAAUCACAGUGCCUAGAAAGUUUCAUCUGAAUAAAUUUCCUGCUCUUCAUUACCUUUUUAUCAGAUUGAGUUCCCUUAGUUUAUAAAGCUUGUGCAGGUAAAAUGUGACAUCCCUCAAAGUCUUAACAUAACUCGUUUACACUGCGAAUAUUGAAUGGAAAUCCUGUGAGAACUUUGCAGGAGCCAAAUGUGAUGAGUUUACAUAGCAGUCCAAACAGCUUCCUUCCAAACAGCUCACCUCAAUUUGCAUUAAUUUAAUACGUGAGCACCUAGAAGAAUGUUUGCUAAACUCUGAACUCUACAGGGUAACCUUAGCAGGAAUCUAAACCUCUUAUUUAUCAUGGAGCACUCUCUCUGUCUAGUCUGACAUUUUGAAGUCUAUUUAUUUGACUCUAACACCAGACUGAUACAGACGCCUGUUGGGAGACAGAGACCUCAGCUCACACCCUCUGUCCACCAAAGUGCCCAGGAUUGGGCCCUCGUUGCACAUAAUGUCCCAGAAUUUCCAGCACAUGACACCAAAUCCAAACACAUCCACUCAGCUCUCAAUAGGCUCUGAAUCAUGGUCUGUGUUUCAUCUGUUUACUGUUUGUUACUCGGCAUUUCGCAUUAUUGCACAAUAGAACAAUGAUUUUUAUCUAUUGUGAAGAUAUAUCUGAAAAUAAAGACUUUUUAAGCAAUGAG
Rhincodon typus (whale shark) is the source of this 4012-nucleotide messenger RNA. Its product is annotated as solute carrier family 2, facilitated glucose transporter member 11-like. Gene Ontology annotation, biological process: monosaccharide transmembrane transport. Bases 49 to 1557 code for a protein of 502 amino acids. The transcript is spliced from 12 exons. The record is from RefSeq and is a predicted model, not a curated record. NCBI's taxonomy places the organism in Eukaryota, Metazoa, Chordata, Chondrichthyes, Orectolobiformes, Rhincodontidae. Gene Ontology annotation, cellular component: membrane. Gene Ontology annotation, molecular function: hexose transmembrane transporter activity.